This is a messenger RNA of Porites evermanni, 765 nucleotides long. Lineage: Eukaryota; Metazoa; Cnidaria; Anthozoa; Scleractinia; Poritidae. The record is from the annotation of a GenBank genome assembly.
GAUGCCACAGAGCACGUAGGAGGCACUAACUUUAUGGCAGUUGAAAGUGACAAUGUCUUGGAAACAACCUUUGAUGAACUACGGUCAGUGGAAGAUCCAAAAAUUACCUUCCAAGUAGAGUUUUAUGGUGAGCAGGCUGAAGAUAUUGGAGGUCCAAGAAAAGAGUGGAUCAGGCUUUUCAACCAACAGAUCAAGGCAAAAUAUUUUGAUCAUGGACUUAAGGAACACUUAGCAGAGGAUUACUAUUUUGUAGGGCAGAAGACUGCAAUUGCCCUUUUACACAAUGGGCAGGCACCAAGCUAUUUUUCUGAAGAACUGUUGAACGACAUUUUUGUUAGUGAUGAAUUAGCAAGUUCAAAGUGUGUUUUGAAGCUUCUUCAAGGACUAGAUACUCUUGGAAUUGACAUGUUUGCCCGAAAGUUCCCAAUGUUCCUUUACCUGCUUAGACCACCCCAAAACAAUGCCAAAUUGACAGUUCCACUUAUCCUUCAUCUCCUUAAACCCACGCUCUCGGAGGAAGGCUCUAACAGUCUAAAGUAUGAGAAAUCUGUUUAUAGUAAGUUUGUCAAGUACCUGCGAGAUGUGGCAAGUGGGCGUAGAGUGACCACAUUGGAAAACAUCUUGGAAUUUGUCACAGGAGCAAGUGAAGAGCCACUGUUGGGCUUUACCCAACAACCAAUCAUUCAUUUUAUAGUUCCCUAUGUGCCCGCAAAAGAGACUACAGAAGACAACAUCAGUGAAGAACAGGUAAACAAUACUAUGUAA